Molecule: messenger RNA, 1902 nt
Organism: Diabrotica virgifera virgifera (western corn rootworm)
Lineage: Eukaryota; Metazoa; Arthropoda; Insecta; Coleoptera; Chrysomelidae
Product: facilitated trehalose transporter Tret1
Exons: 2
Coding region: 107-1483 (458 amino acids)
Biological process (GO): transmembrane transport
Cellular component (GO): membrane
Molecular function (GO): transmembrane transporter activity
Source: RefSeq, a predicted model, not a curated record
GUAGGUUUGUAUAUUUAAGUGUAUUCGAGACACCAAAAUUUUUAAAAGCUUUAAUACAUUAAGUGUUACCGUUUAGAUUCAUAGAUUAGUCAAAAACAGUUUUAAUAUGAAGCCAUUUAUUAGUUAUGCAUUGGUUACAACUUUAGCAGUUGACUUAUUAGCUACCACAGGUGAUAUCACAAUGACAUGGACUUCGCCAAUGUUUUCGAAAUUGUAUUCAAAUGAUUCCAAUGUCAAUCCAUUACCACAACCCAUCACCAAAGAGCAGGAUGCUUUAAUAGCAUCAUUGAUUAAUGUUGGAGCAAUGGUUGGAGGAAUUCCAUUAAGCUACUUAUCUGAAAGUUAUGGAAGAAAAACUGCACUUCUAACUAUUGGUAUUUUUCAUGCCAUAGCUUAUGCAACAAUGGCUUUUGCUCAAUGCGUUGAAUUGUUCUACUUUGGAAGAGUUAUUGGAGGUUUAGCUGUAGGUGCUGGAUAUACUUUACUUCCCCUAUAUAUUGCUGAAGUAGCAGAAGAAAGUAAAAGAGGACCUUAUUCUGUAACUUUGGGGAUAUUUUGGGCCCUAGGAAAUUUUCUGCCUUACCUGAUAGGUCCAUUUCUUUCUGUUCAAAUAUUCAAUCUUGUCAAUCUUUGCGUUGCGCUGCUAUUUUUUAUUACUUUCACUCUGUUGGGAACAGAAACCCCAUUUUAUUUGAUUGGAGUAAAUAAACUGGAUGAUGCACGAGAAGUAUUAAUGUUACUCAGGGGUAAAGACAGCAAGGGGGUAGAGGGUGAAUUACAGCAUAUAAAAUACUCUUUAGAUCAGGAACGGCAGACAGAACCGGAAAGCUUUUGGAAAAUGUUCAUAAAUCCGGGAAUUAAGAAAGCGUUUGUCAUAUCUUUAUCUUUAAUAAUAUUUCAGCAACUGUCUGGUUGGAAUGCGAUCACUUUUUAUCUCCAACCAAUCUUUGAAAUGUCAGGUAGUAACAUACCUUCAGAUCUUAGUUCUCUCAUAGUUGGUGCUUCUAUAUUUUGUUUUAGUUUACCUGCCCCGUAUUUAACUGACAAAUUCGGACGAAAAGUUCUACUUAUCUUUUCUAGUAUAUUUCUUAGUUUAUCACUACUUUUAUUAGCUGUAUUCAUUUUUGUACAGACCAGAACAAAUUUAAACAUCGAGUUUAUGUCUUGGGUGCCAAUUACUAGUUUAACAAUAGCGGUAUUCGCCUUUCAAAAUGGUUUAGCGGUCUUACCAUGGACUAUUUCCUCAGAAGUAUUUCCUAAAAAUGUUAAGAGAUUAUCAUCGACUUCCUCUUCUGCGGCAUGUUGGUUAACCUCCUUUAUAAUGACUCAAUUCUUCAACGAUAUGGUUCGCUUUUUCGGCGUCGAUGGUACUAUGUUUAUGUUCGCAGUAUUCACUUUUGUUUGUGCAGUUUUUACCUUCUUGUACGUCCCAGAGACAAGAGGAAAGACGUUUGCAGAAAUUCAGAAAAUACUGCAAAGAUAAACGAAUACAACAACGAUUACACUGCUAAAGAACUAAAUUUUUAUGGGUAAUAAACAAACUGUAAAACAUAAAAGAUAUGGAUAUCUACAGGAUAUGGAUAUGGAUAUGGAUUUGCAAACGAUAAUGACACCACAAAAUGGAGUAUGCACAUACUCGUAAAUAGCGCUAUAUUCUUUUUGCUUUUAUUUCUUAGAUUACACUUUUAUAUUAUGGCGGAUUCACAACUGAAUGUUUCACAACAUUCCACGCGUUGGCUAACUAUGCAGCUAAAGAGAGGGAAUGCCGGUGUGAAGAAAUAUAUUGUAAGUCAGCUGAUCCCGGUCUGAAGACGAUUCAACUCUGAGAAGAACUCUUUAGGUUUUCUUACUUGAUUUAGUCUGUAGUUUGUUGUUAAUAAACCAUUAAAGUAGUUUAAAAUA